Molecule: messenger RNA, 2291 nt
Organism: Pipistrellus kuhlii (Kuhl's pipistrelle)
Lineage: Eukaryota; Metazoa; Chordata; Mammalia; Chiroptera; Vespertilionidae
Gene: GBX1
Product: gastrulation brain homeobox 1
Exons: 3
Coding region: 428-1513 (361 amino acids)
Biological process (GO): regulation of transcription by RNA polymerase II; regulation of nervous system development
Cellular component (GO): nucleus
Molecular function (GO): DNA-binding transcription factor activity, RNA polymerase II-specific; RNA polymerase II transcription regulatory region sequence-specific DNA binding
Source: RefSeq, a predicted model, not a curated record
CCAACAGCUGCAGCCGUCUUCUCGUUGGCCGCAAACUUUCACAAAGCGGUGUGUCCCGACUCAUCAAUCUCCAUUAAUAAUAGUUGGUUGGGCCGCGGGGGGCGGGCGGGUCGGGCCGCUGGGAACAGGCGCUGCUGAGGGAGCGGGCGGGCUCCGCGGCGGGCGGAGGGAGGAAGCGAAGCGUAAUUUGAAGAAGAUGGAUGAGUCCGGAGGGCGACACCCCCAGCCCGCCCGCUCGCCCGCCCCCUCCCUCCUUAUGAGAGAGAGGGAACGCGGCACGGGAGCCACACUGCGCUGAGCCCGAGCCUCGCGCCACCUCGGCCCGGGAGCCUGGAGCCAGCUCUGCGUGUCCGCUCGGGCGCCCGAGCCGCGGGGCGCACGGCGGUGCCCGGAGGGGAGUCCCCGGGGCGGCCACAGCCCCGGCGCCAUGCAGAGAGCUGGAGGCGGAGGCGCCCCCGGGGGCAGUGGCGGGGGCCCGGGCACUGCCUUCUCCAUCGACUCCCUGAUCGGGCCACCGCCGCCACGCUCUGGCCACUUGCUCUACACCGGCUACCCCAUGUUCAUGCCCUACCGGCCCCUCGUGCUGCCGCAGGCGCUGGCCCCUGCGCCGCUCCCAACCGGCCUCCCACCUCUCGCCCCGCUGGCCUCCUUUGCCGGCCGCCUUACCAACACCUUCUGCGCCGGGCUGGGGCAGGCUGUGCCCUCGAUGGUGGCGCUGACCACCGCGCUGCCCAGCUUUGCAGAGCCGCCGGACGCCUUCUACGGUCCCCCAGAUCUCGCUGCUGCUGCUGCCGCUGCCGCUGCCGCCGCCGCCGCCGCCCGAAACAACCCUGAGACCGGCGGCCGACGCCCAGAGGGUGGGCUGGAAGCCGAGGAACUGCUGCCGGCUCGGGAGAAAGUGGCAGAGCCCCCACCGCCCCUGCCUCCGCACUUCUCAGAGACUUUCCCAAGUCUGCCGGCAGAGGGGAAGGUGUACAGCUCAGAUGAGGAGAAGCUGGAGGCACCAGCAAGAGACCCAGCAGGCAGCGAACAGGAGGAAGAGGGCUCAGGCGGAGACAGUGAAGACGACGGCUUCCUGGACAGUUCUGCAGGGGGCCCGGGGGUUCUCCUGGCACCUAAACCGAAGCUAAAGGGAAGCCUGGGGACUGGAGCUGAGGAGGCAGCCCCAGUGGCAUCAGGAGUCACAGCUCCUGGGGGCAAAAGCCGGAGGCGCCGCACAGCAUUUACCAGUGAGCAGCUUUUGGAAUUGGAGAAGGAGUUUCAUUGCAAGAAAUACCUGAGCUUGACAGAGCGAUCCCAGAUCGCCCAUGCCCUCAAGCUCAGCGAGGUGCAGGUCAAGAUCUGGUUUCAGAAUCGGAGAGCCAAGUGGAAGCGCAUCAAAGCUGGCAAUGUCAGCAGCCGUUCUGGAGAGCCCAUAAGAAACCCCAAGAUUGUGGUGCCCAUACCUGUGCACGUUAACAGGUUUGCCGUGCGGAGCCAGCACCAACAAAUGGAACAGGGGGCCCGGCCCUGAAUGGGGCUCGUGAGGACUUCAGAGGCAAAGGAUUCGUUUUCUGGGCUUGCUGAGACUGGGUUAGGGCUCUGUGGACCAGGAGGCUACCACUGAUUCUGCCCUAACAGGGGGCUCAGUUGGCAGAGCACUUAGCACUAGGUAUGCUCUCCUGGCAAUCUGAGAUAUGGGACCUGGUCCCGAAGCCUAUUCCAGAGACCUUCGGGACUGGGGCUUCAGGAUUAAAGGCCUUAGGUUAUUGCCCAGGAGCUUUGGGGACUGAGGUGGACUCCUGAGGAGGUGGUGGCUCUACAAUGCCUAAGGCCUAAGAGGUUCCUGGAAUCACUGACAGGGGUGGGGAAGGAUCCAGGGUAAUGGCCAGCCACACUGAUCACAACUCCUUAUUUAUUUUGUGUAAAUUUUGUAUAUGUGGAUCUAUCUGCCUGUCUGUCUGCACCGAGAGGGCUUGGGAAAGUUAUGUUUCCUCUAUCCUCAACCAGAAUUUAGCUCCAUCUUCCUGCCUCGGAGUGGCUACCAUCUUGCCUAUCUAUAAUACAAGGACAUGUAGAGAAACUACAUGGAACCGUCACUAACCUCCUUAGAAAUUCAACACAUACCAUCUCUUCUCAUGUAAACUACCGCCACAUCUGUUCCUCCCCAGCCUGGGGGCUGCCCACUGUGCACCGUUAGACCUCCUGUUCCUAACAUGGUCCUUUACCCAUUAAACAGGCAAGCUUAUCAUCUCCGCCUCCUUCUUUGGAAGAGUUGGCAGACUUCAGAAUAGAGGACUCAUUCACAUUUG